This is a messenger RNA of Mesorhabditis spiculigera, 594 nucleotides long. The record is from the annotation of a GenBank genome assembly. NCBI's taxonomy places the organism in Eukaryota, Metazoa, Nematoda, Chromadorea, Rhabditida, Rhabditidae.
AUGCUCCGAUAUUUCUUGGGUGCCGCCCUAUUGCUGGCCGUUGCCGCCGAGGAAGUCUGCCCAGCAGGUCCAAACGGGCGGGCACUGACCUGCGCGGCAAGGUGUUGCGAAAGUUUGGAGGGCCCUGGCAGUGUGCAGGGAUACUAUUGCUGCGACAUUCCAAUUCACGAGCGAAGAGCCGAGUCGCCAAAUCACGGCCGACCCGAGCGGUUCUUCAUGGGGACCACGGGCACUAAUUUCCAGGUUGACUACACGAUGCUGUUGAUUGGGUUGAUUGUAUCGAUUGUGCUAUCAGUCCUCCUCUCCUUCUUCUGCUGCCUUCUCUGCAACGGCUGCUGGUUGCACCGACGCAGAAAUCCGCAUAUGUACGAAACCGUCAACGAUUCUGGAUUCUACCCCAUUUGCUGCGGUUUCGGGAUUCCGAUGGGUACUGUAGUUUUCUCCACGCACCCGCCAACAUACCGCGAUGACAGCGAUAUGUACCACGGGAGCAGCACGAGCAGCCUGCCCUCCAGCAAGCAAAGGGUGCGCUUCAACCCUGACGGAACGCCGCGCGGCGUGUUGAAGAACGGCAACAGCCCCAGGAACGAUUAU